CAGAGGGUGAGGGUCCAUUUCGUUUCUCUCUGAGCCGCAGUGGGAGUGGGUGAGUGUUCAGAAAUGAGAGAGAGGGAAGGGGAGGGGGAGAGGAAGAGGUUAGGAUGUCAGUGCCCCAUUGUUUGAUUCGGUGACUGGGAAGGUGACAGGGAGAGAAGGAGAAUGGGUAGUCGGGAUUUCGGGGAGAGAAACAGAGAGGGAAGGAUGGGGAUGGUGAACAGGCCCGAGCAUGGUCCCUCGGUCCGGGAUUCACUCCCGAUCGUCCAUGCCCUGUUGCAUGUUCAGAUAAGUCUCUUUUUCAUUUGGAUUUUGAACUAAAAUCUUAAUUUUUUUUUUAUUAUUUCUUGCAUUUAUAUCUGGUGGCAUGUGGUGAUUGAGAGGCCAAAAUUAUUUUACAAAUCUUUUUGCACUGUUUGGUUAGGUUAGGCAGCAUGGUCUUGUGUUUUUUCAAUCGAUUUGGGGAUUUUCUAGCCUUGUAUUUAUUUGUUUGCUCUCUGUUGUUCAAAUUAUCAAACACUCUCCCUUUGUUUCUCGGGAAAAUACUUCAAUUUUCUGGUAAUCUUCUCCCCUUUCUGUAAAUUAUGAAUUUAAUUGUCUUCUCUAUAUAAAUUGAUUCAUACAUGUUCGAAAUUCCAAUAACCUUGUAAAGAGGAUUUUUAUGUUCAUUUUAAUUGCAAUUCAUAUAAUUAAGGAGGAUAGUUUGAUAUAGCAGUGGUCAUGGGAGUCUUGGUUUCGUUUAUUAGAUUAGCCAAUCUCCCUGAAAAGGUGAAGAAGGAACUUGAAGAUCCUCAUAGUAGAUACGUUGAAAGGCUAAUUUUAUGCGACAAGCGUACAACAGACGAAUCUCUAAUUCAAAGGCAAAAUCAAUGUCUGAGGUCACAUGAAAAAAAAAAAAAAGAAAUGGCAAGCAUGGCAAACUUGGCAAAGCUUUAUGUUUUGCCCUUGACAUCACUCGAGAGAAUUAUCUUACCUAGGUUGUGGAUGCCAAGAUCCAUCUUGAUGCAGGAAAUCUUGGAGACACCAUCAAGGAGAGAAAUAGCGUAUCUUCCCAAGAUUGAGCGAAAGUUAUGAUCUUUACUCGUCGCCAUAUCCAUAAAGGAUUGAAGAGCAAAUAUUUGAUGGUCGAGGACCAACUGGCUCUUUGGAGUGCAUUGAGAAAUAUAUAUAUAUAUAUAUAUAUAUGUAUGUAUGUAUGUAUAAUAUCACCACAUAACGGUGAUUCUCCCAGGAGCCCAUUAUGAGUGGAUACACCUAAGAAUCCAGGAUUUUAAGACGGUCAGUAAGUACAACUUUGUAAUGUUUAGAAUUAGCUUUCAGACGAAACUUUGUGGGGAGGAUAUCACUGAAGCAGACAUGCUGGAAAAGACAUUCAACACUUUUCAUGCC
Molecule: messenger RNA, 1386 nt
Organism: Pyrus x bretschneideri (Chinese white pear)
Lineage: Eukaryota; Viridiplantae; Streptophyta; Magnoliopsida; Rosales; Rosaceae
Exons: 3
Coding region: 718-1071 (117 amino acids)
Source: RefSeq, a predicted model, not a curated record